AAGGGGAAGUUUUCAGCGAGUAGCCAGUUGGUUACGUCCCAUUCCGCUUUACGUUACCCCUCGUUGUAAAGCUGUGGGACUUAAAGGAUGUGUAUGACAUCUCCGUUUGAGGAUAUGCAUUGACUAAUGCGUAUUCAGUGACUUAAUGGUGCGCUGCUAGCUUAACAAAUCAAAUUGGACUUCAAACCGAGGUAAAGGACGGAUGAGGUGUUGAUGAAAGUGUGAGACGUUUCGGAAACGGACGCGUCCGAAUGGAUUCUAGCCGCUCUUCUAAUCGCGACACCGCAACAAGGAAAAAAGUGGUGAAGAGGACCAGGAUACAACUGAACUACCGAUUCAUCCGCGCGACAGAGGGGAAAGGGAAGUAAAUAUAACGCCGUGCCGCCUCACUGUCUCGUGCACCUCACCCCCGACCGCAGGCUCCCACGGACACCGCGGCUCCUGCGGCCAGAUGAGAGCGUGGAGUCGCUUCUGCGGAGCAGCUAUGACCAGCGCGCGGUAGACGAGCGGAGGCUGUGAGGCUCACGAGGACGAACCCCGGCGUUUCUUUAUAUCGUGUCUGGAUUAUUACAUUGUCCAGAAGAUGGGGCAUCCUCCUCUGGAGUUUAGUGACUGCUAUCUGGACAGCCCGGACUUCAGGGAGACUCUCAAGUGUUAUGAACUGGAGCUGGAGAGGACGAGCAAAUUUCUCAAAGAGUUGAUCAAAGACGGCAACAGUGUAAUCACUGCGAUCAGAGGCUACUCCUUGGCAGUACAGAAGUUCUCCCAGACUCUCAGCAUCUUCCAAUUCGAUGUGAUUGGUGACUCCCUGACAGAUGAUGAAAUCAAUAUCACUCAGUCGUUCCAGGAGUUCGCCGGACUCCUGCAGGAAGUAGAGCACGACAGGAUGAUGUUGGUUCAGAACGCCUCCGAUCUGCUCAUCAAGCCGUUGGAGAAGUUCAGAAAGGAGCAAAUAGGAGUUACAAAAGAAAAGAAAAAGAAGUUCGAGAAGGAGAGUGAGAAAUAUCACUCUCAGGUCGACAAACACCUGAAUCUUUCUGCGAAAAAGAAGGAUAGUCAACUUCAAGAGGCUGAUGACCUCCUUGAGAAAGAGCGUGUGAACUUCUAUGAGUCAUCAGUGGAGUAUGUGUACCAGAUCCAUCAGGUGCAGGACCGGAAGAAGUUUGAUGUGGUCGAGCCGGUGCUGGCGUUUCUGCAGAGCAUUCUAACGCUCAACAACCUGACAGUGGAGAUGACUCAGGACUUCAUGCCUUACAAGCAGGAACUGCAGCUCAGCUUGCAGAACACAAGAAACCACUAUGAGAGCACUCGCGAGGAGAUGGAGGAGCUGAUGAAGAGGAUGAAACACCCAUCCCAGAUUUAUAAAAUGCACAGCUUCCUGCCCAUGGAGGGCUAUCUGUACUGCCAGGAGAAGUGGGCUUUGGGCGUGUCGUGGGUCAAAUAUUAUUGCAGCUACAAGGAGGGGAGACGGCUGGUCAUGGUGCCUUGUGAACAGAAGCCGACAACUAAACAGGGCACUACGCAGCUGACACUGAUAUCCUGCAUCCGCCGGAAGACAGAGUCCAUCGAUAAGCGCUUCUGCUUUGACGUGGAAACCAACGAGAGAAACACACCCGUCACUUUCCAAGCUCUUUCGGAGGGGGACAGGAAAUUGUGGAUGGAGGCCAUGGAUGGAAAAGAGCCUAUCUAUCAUUCCCCAAUUCACAAGCAAGCUGAAAUGGAACUGAAUGAAAUUGGAUUCAAGUUUGUGCGAAAGUGCAUCAACUACAUUGAAACAAAAGGAGUCACACAAGAAGGAGUGUACAGAACAGUUGGCAGCAACAUCCAGGUGCAGAAGCUAUUAAAUGCCUUCUUUGACCCCACAAAUCCAGGAGACGUGGAUCUCCAGAGUGGCGACUGGGACGUUAAAACCAUCACAAGUGCACUGAAGUUUUAUCUCAGGAGCUUGUCUGAGCCGCUGAUGACCUACAGUCUACACAGAGACCUCAUGUGUGCUGCAAAGUCCGAUAACCUGGACUUUCGACUGAGUGAGAUUCAUUCUCUUUCCCACAAACUGCCAGAGAGGAAUCGGGAGAUGGUGGAGAUGCUUAUUAAACACUUGGUCAACGUGUGCAGUCACAGUGAAGAAAAUCGAAUGAUCCCUUCAAACAUGGCUGUUGUCUUUGGACCCACACUGAUGAGAGCCAAGGAGGAGACGGUGGCGGCCAUGUUGGAUAUUAAGUUCCAAAAUAUUGUCGUUGAGAUUCUGAUUGAGGACUUCAAAAAGAUCUUCAGUUAUAUGCCAGAGGACAGCACUUGCCCGCCAGUCCCCCCUCCGCGGAUCACCCCGAGAAAGCGUCAACCAAUCACCAUCUCCAAGCGUCCACCUCGAGUUUACCAAGCUCUUAGUCACGACCUCCACCAGCACACCGAGAAUGGCCAGAACGACAGCUCCGUCAUGGACGGGGAAGUCUCAACCAACCCUGUUCCCCUGCAGAGGACAAAACCUGUAAGCCUUGCUCCACUCGUUCCAAGGGAACCGCCUCCAAGACUGGCAUUGAUGCCCAGACCAGCGAGCCGUCAUGAAAGACACUUAGACUCCGACGCUGGCAAGUUAGACGACACAAGGCAAAGGCAAGAUUCUGCUUCAGCGGCGAAUGGGGAGUCUGGAGUCUACGUGAGCAGAGUACCAUCCUUCCAGAGCAGGAGACAACCUCCGAAAGGCAGAGAAGGAGAUUCUGAUGGUGUGACCAGAACAAGGUCCACUGAGAAACAUGCCAUUUGUAGACCCCCUGUCAGGCCUCCUGAGCCCCCCUCCAGAUUUCCCUCUCAACAAAAGACCCCGAGUGCAGCCAGCAGCGAGGGCUCAGCCUCCUCCUAUGUUGCCUCUAAAACUAAGUUUUUUGAGAACGCCUCCAAGCACGUUGGCAGUCCACCGGCCUCUCCGCCUUCAUAAACAGUGACGAAUGUGAAAAAAGAGAAUUAAAGUUAAGGAGACUCGGAGAACGUCAUGUGACGUCUACACGUGCUGGAGGGAGUCGGUGUCACUGAUCCCAAGAGGAAGUCGCCCCCCAUAUAUCGUAAUGGGUAGAUCUGAUUCCAUCUGAUUUUAUUUUUAAUGGGAAGAAAGCUGUUGUGAGGCAGCACAUUAGCAAAUGGACUUUUGACGGUACUAUUUUUCCCUUGUUUCAUGCCAGUUGACAAUUUAGGUUGACAAACUGAUAUUACAAUAUUUCGUCAUUUUACAGUGUUAAGAAGUUUGAAUAGCCAAUUUUAUUGGAGGCAACAAACUGCCAUAACUGGUGAUAACAGCUUACUUAGACGCUUUGUCUACACUCUUCACACUUUGCAUUGUAAAAUAGAUCUCCCAAAGAAUACUAAUUGACUAAAUAGGGUUAAUCAUUAUUAAUUUGAAAACGUGAAAUAUUAGUUCUAGAUUGUAUAAUAAACCAUGUAAGGAUCCAUCAACGAGCUGGAUGAAGAAAAUGAAUGGAGCAAGUUACAUCAAUGGAAUAAUUAUUUCUGUGGAAGCUAUUGUCUGUUUAAAAGAUAUUACAAAUAAUAUUUAGACACGUGGAAAACGUGUCAUUCAGCCAUGAGUCACUUUCUAAGAGGCAUUACUAAAAAGGUAUUUUGCUACCCAGUCAGACUGUAUUAGUAUUAGUAUCUGUCAGCGUAGUUAGAAUGUACAUGAUGACUAAAAUGUUUUAUAGGGAAUUAUUAAAACUAGAUUUACGAGUGUACAGCCCCUCACUCUGACCUUGGUGCCGAUCACUUCUUACCUCAUGUAGGUAGGUCACAGGAGAGUCCUAGAAGAUUGUUUUUAAAAUAGUUAUGUAUAUUUUAAACUUUUGUUUGAUAACCCAACUUGAUAGCUCUGGUUGUCUUCUGGUUGCAGCAAAUAAAAGUUCUUAACAUGA
Molecule: messenger RNA, 3899 nt
Organism: Cyclopterus lumpus (lumpfish)
Lineage: Eukaryota; Metazoa; Chordata; Actinopteri; Perciformes; Cyclopteridae
Product: oligophrenin-1-like
Exons: 24
Coding region: 584-2935 (783 amino acids)
Biological process (GO): signal transduction
Cellular component (GO): cytoplasm
Molecular function (GO): GTPase activator activity; protein binding
Source: RefSeq, a predicted model, not a curated record